Molecule: messenger RNA, 1930 nt
Organism: Tuber melanosporum (Perigord truffle)
Lineage: Eukaryota; Fungi; Ascomycota; Pezizomycetes; Pezizales; Tuberaceae
Exons: 5
Coding region: 50-1705 (551 amino acids)
Biological process (GO): regulation of DNA-templated transcription
Molecular function (GO): DNA-binding transcription factor activity, RNA polymerase II-specific; zinc ion binding
Source: RefSeq, a predicted model, not a curated record
GGGAGAACGAGGGAGAGCAAAGGGGACGAAGGAAUACCGAUAUCAUCCGAUGGCACAAUCGUGGGCCGCUCAAUCCUCCUCCUCCUCACAAUCUAAUAACUCUGCCGCUGCCCCCUCACCCCACACUGCUGCUGCCCAUCGCCCGAAAAGUACAAAUACCGAUAAUGUGCAGAGUGCGCCGUCUCCGUCGGUAUUGUUUAAGUGUUCGGUGUGCGACAAGGGGUUUGAACAAAGAUCAUCACGCGAUAGACACCAACGACGAUGUCGGCAGAAGCAGAUAUCCGGGACCAUUCCCAGGAAGAAGAGCUGUGCACUAUGCACCCAAGCAAAGACCAGAUGUGAUCUAUUAACGCCAUCCUGCUCAAGAUGUAGGAAUAAGGGCCUUGACUGUCACUACUACCACCAACCACCCCCGCAACACUCCCACUCCCAUCACUAUGCAACAGCGACAACCCCUCUUCGCACAACAGAACUAGUCCACCGCCGCUCUCCCGUCCGCCUUUCGGAAGAAGUCUCCCUCCCAACCCCAGCAUGCACGGACAACGGCCUUCCAGACGAAUUCUCGGAUGGGAGUCUCCGGCACACCGGUAAUCAUAGAAGCGGCAGUAGCAAUAACGGAAUUGGGGAUGUGGAGAUAACGGACUGGGGCGACAUAAAUCACAACUUCCUAGAGUGGAAUAUAUUCGCCGGAUCAACCGGGGACAUGGAACUCCAUAACGUAUGCCCAAUCGGGAGUGAAAGCCCCGUAUCCCCUCAGGGUGCCUACCAACACCUUUACAAUCCGAACCACCUUGGAAACCCCAUGGAUCAGCAGAUGCGCCUCGCGCCGCGGCAGCUAUCCAUCGAGUCGUUCAAGCAGAUGCGGAAGAUCCUUGUCGAGAACGCGCCCGCCCCGGGCCCCAAGAACAAGUUCAUCUUCAUAGAUAGGGUGUGUAGGGGGUAUCCGAAGAUGAUGACUGGUAGGAAUGGACCCCCACCGUUUAUACACUCAUCCCAUCUGAUCCCUGGGAGGAUGACGAGCGCGUUGGCGAAUUGUCGGGGGUUGGUGGAUAUGUAUAAGGCCAUGACACCAGAUAAUAAGUCGUUCGUUAUGAAGUCUAUUGCGACCGAGCAUGGGAGGAUAUUGGCUGAGGCGGAGCAUGUGCGAGUGAAUGAGGUGGAGAAAAUAGGUGUGCUACAGGCCGCGCUUAUAUAUGGGAUAAUUCGACAUUUCGAGAAUGAUCCGACAUUUGAUAGAGCUGCUAUGGUUUCCAUGGAAACGAUGGCGGUAAACGUCGGCGUAGCCAGCCUCAUCGCAAAAGGCGAACUUGAGGGCGUGAGACCAGUCUGGGAAGACUGGAUCAUAGCGGAAUCCAAACGCCGAACUAUGAUAACCCUCUACAUGCUCGAUGGCUCCUUCCACUACGCCCACAACAUCCCAACCUUCACUUGCGGCGAACUCAACGAGAUACUCCUCCCGACCCCGACAAUCCUCUGGCAAUCGCGCGAGCGCUCCAAAUGGGAGUACGAGUACGAGAACUACCUCUCCGACCUUCGCGGUAGGCGACUGCCCAAGAUGGCAGACAUAUUGUCGACCGAACCAAAGUAUCUCAACAUCGAGGAGUGGAUUGGCGGGAUGGAUAACUUUGGCGUCACGGUUUUGGCUAUGGUGGAGAAUUGUCGGGAGGAUGUGCCGGAUGCGGUUGAGGAUGGGGGUAGAGUUUAGAUUAGAGGGAGAAGAAGGCUUUCUGUUUUGGAUAUGUGUGCUUCCGGGUUAGCUGUCGCUCUAUACCAAGAUCUCGACACUACAUUGUUUACGUACUUAUUUUUCUGGAUCGUCGGUGUUUGGGAUUUCGGUAUUAUUGUUAGGGAUUAUCUUUUUUUUUUUUUUCUUUCUUUCCUUCCAAUUUUUCACUUUUGUUAACAGUAGUAAUUGGCCGUAUUGGAUCAA